Aegilops tauschii subsp. strangulata is the source of this 366-nucleotide messenger RNA. The record is from RefSeq and is a predicted model, not a curated record. NCBI's taxonomy places the organism in Eukaryota, Viridiplantae, Streptophyta, Magnoliopsida, Poales, Poaceae.
AUGGAAGGCAUGGGUGACAUGGGUGGCAUAGGUGGCAUGGGAGGCAUGGCUACCAUGGGAGGCAUGGGUGGCUUCGGAGGUACCAUGGGAGGCAUGGGUGGCUUCAGAGCUACCAUGGGCGGCAUGGGAGGCAUGGGUGGCUUCAGAGCUACCAUGGGCGGCAUGGGAGGUAUGGGUGGCUUCGGAGCUACCACGGGAGUCAUGAAUUUUGAGUCUCUCAUGGGAGGCAUGGGAGAUCUUGCCAACACCUUCCGAGCUCCCCAUGAUGAUGCGGCGCGCGACAAUGAAGAGGAGGAGGAAGAAUCGUCUUCGGAUGAGGAUGAAGAAUCAGAGGAAGAGGAGGACGAUGAUGAGGAUGCGGCAUGA